Molecule: messenger RNA, 1002 nt
Organism: Rhodofomes roseus
Lineage: Eukaryota; Fungi; Basidiomycota; Agaricomycetes; Polyporales; Fomitopsidaceae
Exons: 8
Coding region: 1-1002 (333 amino acids)
Source: RefSeq, a predicted model, not a curated record
AUGUUCUCCCCCAUCCCCCUCCUCGUUCCCCUCGCCGCCCUCGCGCCUCUGGCGUCAGCACACAUCGCCCUUUGGAAUAAGGCCAUGUACGGUUUCAACGUGUCCGCACAGACGUUCUCCUACGACAACCGUCCUGUGGUUCCUCUGGUGAACCAGCCGUUCGACCAGUGGUGGUUCCACGGCCACCUGGGCUAUCCUCCCAACGCAGGUGAUGUCGCCGAGUUGCCUGCCGGCGGUACCUUCACCUCCGAGCUGUCUUGCGACAAGGGCGCGACUUCGAACUGGCCCUCGUCCGACGGCGGUAACGCAGGAUACCCGAGCACCUGGCCAUGCCCCGGCCAGGAUUCCUCGCAGUUCCACACGAACAGCAUUGACGACACCAAGGGGUGCAGCAUAGCCAUUGCCGACAAGGAGAAUGCCUCCGACGUGCAGCCAGAGGACUUCACGAUUAUCAGCACCAACGACACCUGUGUAUGGAACCUCAACACCGACUUCCAGAUUCCCGCACAGUUGCCCGCAUGCUCAGGCGCGAACUGCGUGUGUGCUUGGUUCUGGAUCCACAGUGAUGACAGCGGUGCGGAGCAGCUUUACAUGACCGGCUUCAACUGCAAUGUUACCGGCGCGACCGGCACGACUCCCAUCGGCCAGAAGAUGCUCGCCCGGCAGUGCGGUACAGAUACCACCACAGGUCUCACUGCCAACCCGGGCAACUGCACGAUCGGGCCCAAGUACCCCAUCUACUGGCUGCAGGCCGAGCGCAACAACUUCUUCGAGGGCUACUACGACGUGCCCUACUACAACCAGAAGAUGGGCUUCCAGCCCGGCGCACAGGACGACAUCUUCCAGGAUGCGUACAUCUCCUCGCUCGGCCCCGGGAGCGCGACGGCCACCGCCGCCGCGCGCCGCGAGGUGCCCGUCGCGGAGGCGACGCCGAACCCCGACGUGCGCGGGAUGAUGAAGCGGCACAAGCGCAUGAUGGACCUCGGCCACGGCUCGCUCUGA